AUGACCAGUCAGGAGCAUAAUCGCUAUGAACAUCCUUUAGUUAAUCGCUAUGCUACGAAAGAAAUGAGUGAAAUCUGGUCACCCGAUCGUAAAUUCUCGACAUGGCGUGAAUUAUGGUUCGUAUUAGCAACCUGUGAGAAAGAAUUGGGCUUAGCAAUUACGCAAGAACAAGUAGACGCUAUGAAAGCAAACCGAACGAAUAUUGACUAUGAAUAUGCACAAGAGAUGGAAAAGAAGUUUCGUCAUGAUGUGAUGGCACAUGUACAUACAUUUGGAAAAGAAGCACCGAUAGCAAUGCCAAUUAUUCAUUUAGGUGCUACGAGCUGCUAUGUUGGUGAUAAUGCUGAUCUCAUUCAAUUAAAACAAGGACUGCAAUUGAUUCAACGUAAAAUGGUGAAAGCAAUGAAAGUAAUUGCAGACUUUGCUCUUGAGUAUAAGGAUAUGCCGACGAUGGGUUUUACACAUUAUCAGCCAGCGCAACUUGUGACCGUGGGCAAACGUGCAUCGCUCUGGUUGCAAGACUUGUGGCUUGAUUUUCAACAACUUGAUGAUCAGAUUGAUACUUUACCUUUGCGUGGUGUAAAGGGAACAACAGGUACUCAAGCUAGUUUUCUUGACCUGUUUGAAGGUGACCAUGAGAAGGUAAAGAAACUCAACAAGCUCGUAGCUGAGAAAAUGGGCUUUAAGAAGGUGAUUCCCGUAUCGGGUCAGACGUAUACGCGCAAGAUCGACUACUUUGUGUUGUCGAUCCUGUCAGGUAUUGCUCAGUCGGCUUACAAAAUGGCCGGUGACAUUCGUUUGCUGGCCAGCAUGAAGGAGAUUGAGGAACCGUUUGAGAAAAAUCAGAUUGGCUCCUCAGCUAUGGCUUACAAGCGUAAUCCGAUGCGCUCCGAGCGUAUUUGUAGUCUAGCACGUUACGUCAUCUCGUUGACGGACAAUGGUGCGCAGACCCACGCUGCGCAAUGGUUUGAGCGCACGCUUGAUGACUCGGCUAAUCGUCGUAUGGUCCUACCGGAGGCGUUCCUUGCUACGGACGUCAUUCUAAACCUGAUCAUUAACGUCUCGGACAGCCUGCAGGUGUGGCCUAAUGUGAUCAAAGCGCAUAUUAAGGCGGAGCUGCCAUUCAUGGCUACGGAAAACAUUCUGAUGGCCUGUGUAAAAGCUGGCGGUGACCGUCAAGAACUGCAUGAAGCCAUCCGGACGCAUUCGAUGGAGGCCGGCAAACGUGUCAAGGAAGAAGGAGCUGCCAAUGAUUUACUAGAGCGCAUUGCCGCUGAUCCGCUGUUUAAGGCUGUGCAUGACCACAUGGAUGAAUUACUGGACCCGUCGCUUUUCAUCGGUCGUUGCCCUCAGCAAGUGGAGGAGUUUAUCAGUGAAGAUAUUGCCCCAAUCUUUGUGAAAUACGCGUCGCUGCUUGAAGUAGAGAAUGUGGAUAAUAUCAACGUCUAA
Messenger RNA from Peronospora belbahrii, 1449 nucleotides. NCBI's taxonomy places the organism in Eukaryota, Oomycota, Peronosporomycetes, Peronosporales, Peronosporaceae. The record is from the annotation of a GenBank genome assembly.